Messenger RNA from Menidia menidia (Atlantic silverside), 4917 nucleotides. The record is from the annotation of a GenBank genome assembly. NCBI's taxonomy places the organism in Eukaryota, Metazoa, Chordata, Actinopteri, Atheriniformes, Atherinopsidae.
GAGACUGUACAAAACUACACAGACCACAAUCCAUUGAGGCUUACUGACGACGUUACGAUUGCGCAUGUGUACAGUGGUUGUUGUCAGCGGUGGUUAUGGAGAUGAGAUGGGAUCACAAGCUGUCAACCACACGUUAAUUUUCCGGUACAGGCACUGUUGGACUACGUCAGUGUCGAUCAGAGGAAUGCCCAAGAAGAUAGGAUUUAUUGUUGUCAGCUCUUCAAGUCAUGAAGACAACUUCAGUGCCCAGGAGCUCAUGGUCCAUGCACCCACAGUCUGUGGCUGGAGAUCCAGCAGGCUGUGCUCGUAUCCUCAGCACAUCACCCUCCAGCUGGUGGAGAGAUGUAGGAUAAGGAAGAUGCAACUUCUGGCUCACCAGUACCUGAUCCCAGCCAAGGUGGAAUUCCAUAUUGGAGACAGCCUCCCUGAAACCAGCCCUCCAGCUAUGCAGCUUCGGAGGCUUGGGUAUGUGUCUUUGUCGGACAACGAUAAGACAGGUUUCAAAGCUCGGGAGCUGAAGUCAGUUCAUGUAGAUGCUGUUGGAAUGUAUCUGAGAUUGACCCUCCACAAGAACCACGUCAACCGUUACAAUCACUACAAUCAGGUAGCGCUGAUUGCUAUUAAUGUCCUUGGGGAUUCUUUGGACGGCAGUGUUUUUAACACAAUACCAAGCAGAGAACAGCUGAUCGAACACUACCUCAACAGUACCCAGCAGGAAGCUGCCUUGGAUACGACUUUCAUGGGGAAAUGUGUGUCCAUAUCUCCUUUGGAUGACCUGGCCUUCGAUAUGUAUCAGGACCCUGAAGUUGCUCACAUCAUUCGUCUGCUCGACCAGAAGAAACAGAAUAUGGUCCAACGGGAGAACUUUGAGCAGGCUAAGAAUCUGAAACAGGCCAUUGCAGACCUGCAAAAGGUAGGAGAGCGCUUGGCUCGCUAUGAUGUGGAAAAGCGAUGUGCAAUCGAAAAGGAGGACUAUGACUUGGCCAAGAAGAAAAAGGAGCUGAUGGAAGAGUACAGGAAUAGUGUUUACAAGGAACUGCAAGUCCACAAUCUGCUGGACAUGACAAUGAUCACCAGCUCAGCAGGUUUGUCUUUGUCCCAGCAUCCUACUCCUCUUCUGCUUUCUCCAAGUCAUCGUUCAGCUCCCACCAUGCUACCUUUGUCCACAGAAACAUUCAAAAAGGGUAAAAAAACAAGCAGGAAUCAAAAGCAGCAGUCUGCCACACAAGCUGUUGUGGCCAAACAUAGCAGCCUACCUGACACACCAUUCAUCCCUGCUUCCGUCACCAAGAUGGAUGUUUCCAGUGUGCCUUAUGAUGAGAAGCCACUGCCAGCCCUCCAGAACAAGGAUCAUUCAGAGCAAAGCAUCCACAUCCCUGCAGUGGACCCCCCCCCUGAAUCUGAUGUGCACAGGACUCCACACAGCCCUGAGAUGAGCGGCCAGCCAGAGCCCUUAACAGAGAAAGCCCAGAGAGAAGCUGGCCUUCUAACAGAGGUUUAUGGAGAGAGCCUGGUGGCUGGAGCAUAUUCUAAGACCUGGUGCUACAGGGAGAGCUCUCUACUGGCUGUGCACAAAAAGCUUUUGGAGGUAUCUUCCACCAUCCCCAAGGAGGAGCUGAGAAACAUGAUCAGAGCUGCAGUCUUCCUGGUCAAGAAAACCCUUCUGGAUAAAGUCACAUCUGUUUUCCACGCCUCGCUUAAGCUGCUCAGGCUAAUACUGAGCCAGCUGGUUCCAGACCUAGGCCUGGGCCGGACUGAGGUAACUCACUGCUUGGAGCAGACGUUCCCUAACCUGCUGGCCAGGACGGGAGACUCUGCCAGCCGUCCGCGGGCUGCAGCUCUCACUUUCAUACAGGAAAUUGCUGUUUUGAAGGAUGUCCGGGCCCUACAGAUAAUUCCCGUUGAGCUGGUGAAGCCCUUCAAAUCCAACUUCCCCACUCGUCUGGCUCAGAGUCGGGCUGAGUUGCUCGAGAAACUACUGGUAGAACUGGGAACAGAAAACUCCGGCUUUACCUUGGAAAAUGUCAUCAAGUUCUGCACAGUUGCAUUGGAGCACAGUGCAAAAGUUGUUCGUGAGCCAGCGAUGCGCAUCAUCUUCUCCAUGUACCAACGGCACAGAGGUGUUGUUCUCAGCUACCUACCAGCCAGCGAUGCUGUUGCACGGAAGAACUUCCUCUACAAAACGCUCUUUGAUGGCUUUGCCAAGAUUGAUGGAAAGGUGGUGGAGACGCAGGCAACAUGCUGCUUUAUGACUCAGACUUUGGGGAAGGGAGGUCGUCAGGAGGUUGGACAAAAGGAGAAGGAGAUCCAUUCCCUUCAGGAGCAGCUGGCUGUCCUGAAAGAGAUCACAGUAGGUGGAGCUGUCAACAGUCUGCCGUUACAUCACUUUUCUUCUCCACUGCUAAUUCGUAGAGAUUAUGAAAGCAACAAAGUACAACAGCCCAAAAAAGACCAUGACAAACCUGAUAGAGUGUCCCAAAGAGCUGGUAAGGAAGGUGUCAAAGGUGCCCAGGGUAAGACAACAGAGGGUGUAACUGUACAACAAUCCAUCAAAUGUCUGGACAACUUGUGCAUUUUCUGCGGUAAGAGAGAUGACUCAUUCACAGAGGACGGAUUGGACCUCCACUACUGGAAACAGUGUCCAAUGCUGCGGCGCUGUGAUGAAUGCAGACAGGUAGUUGAGAUCGCCAGUAUCACAGAGCACCUACUUGGUGAAUGUGAAAAAAGUUCCAAGUUCAGUCAGUGCCAGCGCUGCACGGAGGCUGUGGCCACCGAGGACUUGACCUCCCAUGUCCAGGGUCCGAACUGCAACCCCCCAUUCUCAGGUAAAGCCUCCAACCACUGUCCUCUGUGUCACAGCAACUUCAUGCCCGGAGAGGAGGCCUGGAAGGCUCACCUCAUGGGCAGGGAGGGCUGUAAACAAAACUCACGCAGGACUGCGGUAUCCCAGAGAACCCAGCCGGCACAAGGCAGGGCUGUCGGGGGGACCAAGCUGAAGCAAUCGUGGUCAGCGGAGCCCAGAACCAGGCCCAUGGGCAGAGGCAGAGGCAGCAGGAUCCCUUCCCUGGCACCCUUGGCUCGAAGAUUUACGCCAGGGAAGCGCUGACGCCUGUUCAUGACAGCCCUGAUCCUCAUGAGGAAAUCGGCAGUAUCAAUCAACCGCUCUCAUACAUACAUCCUGUUUUUAUUCCUGCAUGUCAGCACUUUUUCUUAUAAAACACACGACAAGUCUCAGACUUACUUACCCACAUUGUGCUUUUUGCAAUCUAUUUUAAAGCCAUAACCAUCUUUCCAUUGAAGCCUUGUCAAAACAUUAUGAUGUGUACAGCGCGUUCAUCCCUCACUAAGCACAGUACAGUCACCUGUCGAUGGUUCAGUCCCAUCAGGCAAAGCCCCGCUCUCUCGGUUUGGUCCUUAUAUCAGGGCUCUAGCAUCACAGUCCUGUGGGGCCGGUAAACAUGAGCUCUCAGUAGGCUGCCUAUCUCCUUACAAAGCUUCUGGAGUUAUCUCCUCUUAUUUCCCACAACGCUCACUGACAUUCGUAGCCUCUGUGCAGACAAGCUCGGCCGCCUAAAUCUUUAGAUUGUGUACCCCUUUUACGUUUAGGAUCUUAACAAGAGACAGAAGAGACGUUCAUUUUUCUCGGAAAAAGUACCAAAAUUCAAAUGUUUAGGGAUCUGCAUUCCGUUGACGAUGUAACCAGUGACAGCUUCUCGGAACAACCAGCCCACACGGUUUAGUGUGAAAUGUGGUAUUUUUUACAUAUUAGUGCCACAUCUAAUAUGAUUUUUUUAGAUGAAUCCUCUGCUGUUACUGUCUAAACAGAGUGAACUGAAACAACAGAGUGUCAAACAUUGCCAGUGUGGUAUGAUCAAAGAGGUAAUAACCUAAACUUUGAACCAGAAAAUGAUUCAGUGGAAACACACCUUUCCUUUUAAAUGACACAUUGGUGGGAAAUUAGGCCAUUUUUGUUUUACGAGCAAAGAUCUUUGCAUUAUGCAAAGGUCAUGGCAAUAAUUAAACCUUAAGGCGCUGAACAACCUCAGUGUGGCUUUGCCGUCUGCUUCCCUUCUGCUGAAACGUGUCCUUCCAUGGCUUUCCCUAAAACCUACAGUGGGUAUAGACAACCCCUGCCAAACGUUUGAUGAUCGUAGAACUGUAGCUGUGGACUACAGUAUUUUUGUGCCUGACUAAUACCGGCUGACAAUCUUCGAUAAAACUUCCAGAGAAAAAGGGAAGCUCGAAAACAUUCAAGUGUGAAGAGUGAAAGAAACAGAGAGGGAUGUGUGGCGCACACCAGGAGUUGUCUCGAUAUAAAGAGGUGAAACAAACCCCAUCGGCUUAAAGGACUUCAGUAGCUGAAAGAUAACAUUAAAGAUCAAUAACCACCUGGCCAUCAUUUCCCAGAUUUCUUGUUAUCAUUUCCCUCCUACUUUUGUACAGUGUUGUAACGAUGUUGAUUGUAAAAUACUGAUAAGAAUUAUCCAUGUGUUAGUCUGAGGAGACAUGGCAUUCCAUUUGAUUGGUUAACGCUCCCUACAGUUUUUCCCAGGAAGAUGUAAUAAAAUUUGAUUUGUCCUACAAUGGGGGGAAAGUCAUUUUUAACUUUGCCCCUAAUAGAAGCUGUUUCUAUAUUGCCUUCAAAGGUAACCAGUAAAGGAACAGCUCCAUAUAUGGUGACUGAUAAGAAAUGAUUUAUUAUAUCCCUCUAAGUUGGCUUUCAAGUAUUCCUCUUUGCUGAGAUGAUUGUAACUGUAUUUUUUUUAAGCUCAAUGUACACUAUAGUCAGUAUUUUUGGAUUUUCUCCAUGUGGCUCUUUUUCCUCUGCAGAUGUAUUUGUAUUUGUAAAAUAAAACCACAUAAAAAUGAUGGUUCAAGAUGCAAAUUGUCAUGAACAAAUGUCUCUUUCACUCCUCC